UCAUAAAUAAGAUGCCAGGCUCACAAAGCUCAGUGGGGCUAGUUGUUGUUGUUCUUUCUGCUCUGAGAGAGAAUGCAUAGAAGCACAGGCAACACUGACCAUCCCAGUGGGGCCUCUUCACUUCAGACAAUGUGGACUCCUGUAUAUACAUAAGAACAGGAGACAGCGUUGGUUUUGCAAUGUCUACCACUACUGGGAGAAUAGUGAAGCAUUAUCUUUCCACUGGUUUCGGUACGCAGUACUGUACUGUUCUCCUGGAGCCGUCAGACGAUCAGAUCUAGAUACUCAAAUUAUUUGCAAUGCUCACACUCAAUCUACUGCAUAAUCAUUGUGGCUUUUGGUCCUGUCACACGUCCGAGCCGUCAGGUUAAUGUUGUCAGUUAUGCUUACUGGUGCUACUAUCCACCUGGUGAGACAGUCCCUCCUGACUCUGGCUACAUGUUUGGUGGUGUUUAUUCUGGGAAGCACACUAACGCAGUUACUGGAACUAGCACCUGCCCUCCUUUCUUCUCUCCUCUUCAUUUCGGGCAGGACAUUCAAGUGUGUGUCAGCAGUGAUAUUCAGGGUAUGUCUUAUGCUCUUCCAUUCGGCGGUUUCCACAGUUGUAGCUCUGGGAAUCCUCUGUCUCUUUCUCCUGCCCAGUAUGAAAAGGGUUCCUCAUUCCCUCUACAGUGUCCUGAGCGAUAUAACCAGUUCCUAGUAACUGUUGAUGAAGGCUGCAUUGUCAACUACUGCUCAAAUGUAGACUUUAUUCUCAAGUAUACCUCCCAGCCCCCAAUACUGCCACCUUAUAAGAUCAGGCCACCAAUGACUGUCAAUCAGUCCGAGUCCAUGAUCAUUGUUGGUCCUUAUGGUACAGUGUGGACCAAAGGUGAUGAUGGUACAUGGUCUAAACACAAAGCUGGUGAUAUGAUCAAUGAUAAUGAGUAUAUUUGGACAUUCACUUCUGAGCCACACAAUGUGACUGAUGAUAAUGGAACAGUAAUAGGCUCUACUUAUGAUGGCUCUAUGCGUACUCCCAGUUUUACUGGUGCUGAGGUAGCUGGUUUUGUUAUAGGAUCAGUUUUCUCUACCGCGUUGUGCAUUGCAUUUAUUGCUGCUGUUGGUUGUGGUGUUAAGAAGUAUAAGAAGAAGCGUAUAGCCAGGAAGGAGGCAGUGCUCUACUUGGAUAAGUCUGAAACCGGAGAGAAUGAGACAGCUGUCCUGGUCCAAAAGCUGCAAGACUGAAAAACUAUUAUUAUACUGUGUGUUCUACUGUAAUUUUUCUGCUUGCUAAAUGUGUGUUUUUGCUGCUUUUUAAAGAGUAAAUCUAUUUGCUGUUUUUCUUAAAGGUGCAUGCAUGGCACAUGCAGUAUCAACUGAUACUAUCCUCACUUUUGUCAUUGAUAGUAGUCUAUAUAAGAACUAAUGACAUUCACAAUCACAUACGCACCCUCUUUUCUAAUCCACCCCUUGUUCCUGCUCAUCUUGAUUCAAUACAGGCUAAAGAUGAGGGAUUUCAUUGCAGCUAGCUUUGUAUUGCUUUCCAUCUUUCUUAUUCAUGGGGCAUCUUCCUCUUAUCCAGUUGGUGAUAUUCGUAAUUGUCCAACUGAGCAGACAGUUAAUCCUGGAUCACCUCUACUGAGAAUGGAUGCAAUGCCUGGCCUUGGAUUUGAUAACCUUCGUAAUAUUGAACUGGGCCAGGUGUACAGUAGGAAUUACUCCAGUUGUCAAAUCUCUAAUGAUGGCCGUUACCUCCUGCCUGAUAAUAUCAAUUUGAUUCCUGUCCUUAAGAGUGAGAUUGAUACAUCUGCAGAGGUUUUCAGCCAUUAUAAUGAAUACACGUCUUCAUCAAGUCACUCCAUUAAUGUUGAAGCUAGUGCAAGUUAUGGCUGUGCACAUGCUAGUGGCAAAUUCUCAAUGGAGCACCAGGAUACAAAAAAGAAAAUGGCCAGCUCAAAAUCAAGUUCAGUUAGAAUUGGAAUAAGGCACCAUCUUUAUUCAGUCCACGUUAAUCCUGAUAGCCAGUUGCAUCCUUCCUUUAAGUCCAGAUUGAUGGAUCUUGCUGCUCACAUUCAAAACAAUGACACUCAAAUGGCUCAUUAUCUCUCCGAUCUAAUAGUAAGGGAUUACGGGACUCAUGUUGUGACGAGUGUUGAAACAGGUGGUGCUCUCUAUCAGACUAGCUUUGUUUCGCAAGAUGUUAUUGAAAAUAGUCAAUAUUUAAAAAGUUCUGUUGAAAUUGGUGCUUCAGUUGGAGCAAAAUUCAUAGCCACUUUCUCCAUAAGCACUAACAUUGGUUGGUCUAAUAGCAAUGGUGAAAAAGAAAUCAAUAGUGACAGUAAUCAUCAUGUUCGUACAUCAACUCAUGGUGGUCCUCCUUUUAAAAUGGAAAAUUUCAGCUACACUGACUGGCAAAAUGGACUACUGAAUAAUCUUGUGGCUAUCGAUCGUCGUGGUCAGCCCCUCUCAUUUGCUAUGACUACUGCAAAUUUACCUGAACUACCUGACAUGCUACUAACUAAAACUUCAGAUUACAUUUAUAAAUCUAUCGAAAGAUACUACAAAACAAACACUAUAAAAGGAUGCACUAAGAUGGACUCCAAAAAUUUUAACUUUCAUGCUAAUUUAGAAGACAAUUCGUGUGACAUGCUACUAACUAAAACUUCAGAUUACAUUUAUAAAUCUAUCGAAAGAUACUACAAAACAAACACUAUUAAAGGAUGCACUAAGAUGGACUCCAAAAAUUUUAACUUUCAUGCUAAUUUAGAAGACAAUUCAUGUGAAAAAGACAGACAGAAUUUCACCUUUGGAGGAAUUUAUCAAACCUGUGAGGACCAUGAUAACAAUGAGAUUUGCAAUGAUUAUGGAGCUAGUCAAAAAAAUCCAUUGACAUCAGAUUAUUCAUGUCCUGAUGGAUAUGAGAGUAUCCUACUUCACACUGGUACCUUAAGUAAAAUGGUACAAGUUACUUAUUAUUACCAAAAGAAGCACUGUAAAUUCAUUUUUGACUGCAAGAUGCAACCUGCAAGUAGUCAACGUUCAGAGAUGCGCUACUCUACUUAUAAUGCUUACUGGUGUUAUGCUCCUCCUGGUAAGCAAGAAGGUGCUGAUUCAGGAUACAUGUUCGGUGGCCUAUACACCAGUAAAACUCCCAAUCCAGUCACCCGUACCACCACUUGUCCACCUUUUUAUAAUACUCUUCAUUUUGGCGAAGAUAUCAAAGUUUGUGUAAGCACUGAUGAUCAGGCAAAGGACUAUGCAAUACCAUUUGGCGGUUUUCAUAGCUGCAAGUCUGGAAAUCCACUGGCCAUUACACCAGACAUGUAUCAGAAAUUAGCAUCAAACAAUCUAUUGGAAUAUGGUUCAUCUUUUCCUACGGAGUGCUCUCACCAUUACAAUCAAUUCUUGGUAACAAUCGAUGAAGGUUGUGUUGUGAACUAUUGCUCCCAGUUUCAGGACAUCAUACAGUUUUCACCAAGGCCUCCACUAGUACCACCAUAUAAAAUGAAGCCCCCAAUGACAGUCAAUAAAACAGAAUCGUUGGUUAUCUUUGGCCCUUAUGGUAAAAUAUGGGUUAAAAACGAUGAUGGUAGUUGGUUUGAGUAUAAAAAUGACAGUGUCAGUGGGCCCGAUUAUUUCCAAUCUUUAUUUGUCAAGGAAGAUGAUAUAGCUAUACCAACUGAGCUACCACCUACCAAUGCAACAGUAAGUGAUGAUACUACAUCCAGUCCAAGCCACAGUUAUUAUACUGGUGGUGAGGUAGCUGGAAUCGUUAUUGGAUCAAUUUUCUCUACUGCACUGUGUGUUGCAUUUAUUGCUGCUGUUGGUUGUGGUGUUAAAAAGUAUAAGAAGAAGCGUAUAGCCAGGAAGGAGGCAGUGCUGUACUUGGAUAAGUCUGAAACUGGAGAGAAUGAGACAGCUGUCCUGGUCCAAAAAUUGCAAGACCAAGAUUAGUUUAGCUUAUUGUGUGCUUUUAAUAAUAUUUUUUGCUGCUUGCUGGUUUGCUGACAUUUUAGUCUAGAUUUGGUGCUUAAUUUUCUUUUUAUUAUUAGCUUAUUUUUUGCUUGCUAAUUUGAAUUUUUGCUGCCUUCUUUUGUUUUCAUUCCUAUAAAUUUAA
Messenger RNA from Amphimedon queenslandica, 4099 nucleotides. RefSeq names its product macrophage-expressed gene 1 protein-like. The record is from RefSeq and is a predicted model, not a curated record. NCBI's taxonomy places the organism in Eukaryota, Metazoa, Porifera, Demospongiae, Haplosclerida, Niphatidae. Bases 1408 to 3936 code for a protein of 842 amino acids. The transcript is spliced from 4 exons.